Messenger RNA from Xenopus laevis (African clawed frog), 1498 nucleotides. It is a transcript of the gene wdr45.S, whose product is annotated as WD repeat domain 45 S homeolog. The coding region runs from base 211 to 1278 and encodes 355 amino acids. The transcript is spliced from 10 exons. Gene Ontology annotation, cellular component: phagophore assembly site. NCBI's taxonomy places the organism in Eukaryota, Metazoa, Chordata, Amphibia, Anura, Pipidae. The record is from RefSeq and is marked provisional.
CCAACAAGUCCGUGUCAUGUAAACAAGGGAAGUGCUCGCGAAAAUAAUAAAACCUGCCCCGGUGUACCGAGACUUCUAGCGCUAAGCAGAUGCUACGUAGUAAGACUGUGCUGCGUUAAACCUAUUCACGGGCUGCGCUGUUCCAUAGUGACGUCGUUACGGAUGCCAUAGGUUCUUGUUCUUUGCUGCUGCCUCUUAGAACUUGACAUGAUGUCUCAGCAACGUGGUGUGAAUGGGCUGCGGUUUAACCAGGAUCAGAGCUGCUUCUGCUGUGCUAUGGAGACAGGUGUGCGGAUCUUUAACAUUGAACCCCUGAUGGAGAAAGGACACCUUGAUCAGGAGCAGGUGGGCAGUGUGGGGCAGGUAGAAAUGCUGCACAGAUGCAAUCUGCUGGCGCUAGUAGGAGGUGGAAGUAAUCCCAAAUUCUCAGAUAUAUCAGUAUUGAUUUGGGAUGAUUCUCGUGAUGGGAAAGAUAAGUUGGUCCUUGAAUUUACCUUCACUAAACCUGUGCUGAGUGUGCGCCUUAGAUCAGACAAGAUUGUCAUAGCCUUGAAGAAUCGGAUUUAUGUCUAUUCUUUCCCUGACAAUCCAACUAAACUCUUUGAAUUUGACACACGGGACAACCCUAAAGGUCUUUGUGACCUGUGUCCUAGUCUGGAGAAGCAACUGUUAAUUUUCCCAGGGCAUAAGUGUGGCAGCCUUCAACUUGUGGAUCUGUGCAAUGCAAAGCCUGGCAGUUCAUCAGCACCAUUCACAAUUAAUGCUCAUCAGAGUGAACUAGGAUGCCUGGCAAUCAAUCAGCAGGGAACUCUGGUAGCUUCUGCCUCACGCAAAGGAACAUUAAUCCGUCUCUUUGACACCCAGACACGGGAACAGCUUGUGGAGCUCCGUCGAGGAACAGACCCUGCCACACUGUACUGUAUAAAUUUCAGCCAUGACAGCUCCUUUCUGUGCAGUUCCAGCGAUAAAGGCACCGUGCAUAUAUUUGCUCUAAAGGACACAAAGCUCAACCGCCGCUCAGCAUUGGCACGGGUAGGGAAAGUGGGCCCUAUGAUCGGUCAGUAUGUUGAUUCACAGUGGAGUUUAGCCAGCUUUACUGUGCCUGCAGAAUCUGCUUGUAUCUGUGCUUUUGGCAAGAACACCUCCAAAAAUGUCAACUCAGUCAUAGCGGUCUGUGUGGAUGGAACAUUUCACAAAUAUGUCUUUACACCAGAAGGAAACUGUAACCGUGAGGCCUUUGAUGUAUAUCUGGAUAUUUGUGAUGAUGAUAUCUUCUAACCCUUAAGAGUCCUCACUUCCCUUCUGAUAUUCACGUGGACAAUAUCAAAGAACCUACCUACACUUGUACAGGACAUUAUCUGUAGGAUGCAGUGUAACUGGAUUUGUUGCUCUCUGCAUUAGUGUAUAUAUAUCUAUAUAUAAAUAGUAUGUUUUAUUAGAAUAUGUGUUUGCCUUAAGCUUUACAUUUAUUAAAUAUUACAGAGGCCUUGCCUAUAAA